Cuscuta epithymum is the source of this 4495-nucleotide messenger RNA. The record is from the annotation of a GenBank genome assembly. NCBI's taxonomy places the organism in Eukaryota, Viridiplantae, Streptophyta, Magnoliopsida, Solanales, Convolvulaceae.
ACGAUUGACGUGGCGACAACCAUCUUGCGUGUCUGCAGACUGCGCCAGCUACCGUAAUCCCCCCUCCCUGCGAGCCAUCACCGGCUACCGCGCGCAGCACACUGGCCCGCCGUCCUCCGCACCUGCACGCCGGAAAUACUCUGGUUUCUGUCUUUCUGACUCGCUACUCAGACAGCCAUUUUGAUUCAAAAUUCCCAUUGUGUCGCAACCAAGAAGGCAUGAAUGAUCAGCAUUCUAACUCCAAAUCAAACCUGGACAACAACAGAUACAGCUCCGCCCGGACCUCCAAGAGACUGCUGUGGAGAUGCAUCAGCCUUGGUCAUAUUUUCUCUCUUAAAAACAGGGUAGAAGUGUAAGAACAAGGUGAAGUUGGUUCAAAAAAUUUCUUAGGCGCGUAGAGAGUGGGGACCCAUGUUUCAAGUAGAAGAGACUCUAAAGUUAGCUUAGCAUCGGUCAUUGGUGCAAUCCUCUUUUCUGAACGCCAUCAAUCGUAGAUUCCCAACACAGCUUCAUAUACUUGCCAACAAGUUCAAGAAUGAAAGUGACAGUGGAUGCAGCAAUACUCAAGUUCAUCUUUCAAGAACCCACUUUCAGGCCUCUUCGGAGCUUGUACCAUGUUCAAACUGUUAAGCCACAUAUAUCUAUUUCUUCAUAUUGGUAUUUAGAAAUAUCAAAUUGCAAUCAAGUUCGGAGCUUGAGAACCCACUCAUUGCAGCCAGCUUGUGGAGAGUUUCGUAUGAUUUUGGGGCCUAUGUUAGCUGGAAAAAAGACCACCCUACUGAACACAAUAAGGCCUGAUACCAGCACAAGCAGGUUAGGAAAACUUUCAACUUGUUGCUACAUUUCAAAUUCUGUCUAUUUUUGGUCACAUACUACGUAUUCGUAUUGGGUGUAGUAAAUCUUGGAUUGGAGCUUUAUGUUUGAUUGGAAUAGUUCAUUUUAGAGGAAUUAUGGUGAUUAAAAAACACUCGGUAUUGUUGAAUGUUGAAUUCAUAGACAUAUGCAUCUCCAUUCAUGUUCUUUGUAUUGAGUUUGAUAUCUAAAUUGAGUUUUUAGAGAAAAGAACGUCUUGUAACUUGCUUGCAUUCUAAUAAGAAAUACAGAAUAUAGUUUUCAGUUUCUAUUAACACAAAAUUUUAUAUUAUCCAUAUACGUUUAUUUGUUGGAGCUUUAUAUUUGAUUGGAAGUCGGUCUAGUGCCUAAUUCAUUAAGAAACAAUCCACUACCCAUGAUAUAAUAGGAAAAGUUAUCUGGUAAUAGUAUUCAUCAUCAGCAUCAUCAUUACCCCAGUGCCGCAAAGGCUCCCACCUACGCUGGGGUAAGGGGGGAUCGGAUGUAUGUAGCCCUACCCCUGUACUAAAGCACAAAGAGACUGUUUCCGGAUGACCCAAAAUGAAAAUCACGUUGAAAAUUGCAUGGACUGACUUCUGCUUCAUAACAAAGGAGCGCAGACAGUUUAGUGAGCCAUUUUGCUUUAUUCCAUCAUGCUCCCAAGCGAAAAAAUAGUGAGUCUUUGGCUCCAUCGGAAAUGAUGGAAAUUAUCCGGUAAGAGUAUUAUAGUUAUAGAGAUAAAAUGAUGACUGAUACAUUAUGUGGCUGGAAAGAUCAAAUUAAAAUUGAGUUCUUGUUAAUUACAAAUUCAUUUCUAUCUUCAUUGUUUGCUCUGUAUUAGUGAUACCUGUGGAAGCUAUUAUAGAAAUAAUUCAAUGUAUACCGGAGGAGUUUUUUUUGUUCAUGAAAGAACAUUGAGUAGUUAUUGAUUAUAUCCACAGUUUUCAGGGUGACAUUCUAAAGAAUCUGUACGGUUGGGAUAAAACACUAAAAGAAUUAUGUUUCUCAGGAAGAGUGAGGGAAGCAGUUGGGAUAUUGUGCCGCAACGGACUGCGAGUGGAGUCUGAAACAUAUUCCCUUCUUUUGCAGGAAUGCAUUUUUACGAAAGCAUACAAGCAAGGGAGAAGAAUUCACUCACAAAUGGUUGUUGUCGGGUUUCUCCCAAACCAAUACCUGACAAUCAAACUGUUAAUCCUGUAUGCAAAGUCAGGAGAUAUGGAUACUGCCCACAAUAUAUUUGAUAGGUUAAACUUAAAAAGCCUCAUCUCCUGGAAUGCAAUGAUUGCAGGGUAUGUGGAGUAUAGAAUGGAAGAAGUCGGCUUAUGCCUUUAUUACAAAAUGAAACAACAUGGCUUGAAUCCCGACCAAUACACUUUCUCAUCGGUCUUUAGGGCAUGUGCCUCUUUGUCUAUUUUGGAACAGGGCAAGCAAGCACAUGCUAUGGUGAUCAAAAGGAAAAUAUGUCGAAACCUAGUUGUUAAUAGUGCCCUUAUGGACAUGUACUUCAAAUGCAGUAGUCCAUACGAUGGCUAUCUCGUGUUUGAGAAGUCAUUGGAGAAGAAUGUCAUAACAUGGACUGCCCUGAUUUCUGGAUUUGGGCAGCAUGGUAGGGUAGUGGAGGUGCUACAGUCUUACCAUAGAAUGGUCAGUGAAGGUUUUAGACCCAACACUGUAACAUUUCUUGCAGUUCUUUCUUCUUGUAGCCAUGGAGGGUUAGUAGAUGAAGGUAGAGAAUAUUUUUCUUCAAUGACGAGAGAUUAUGGGCUUCAACCAAGUGGGAAACACUAUUCGGCUAUGGUUGACCUUUUCGGACGUGCAGGGAGGUUAGAAGAGGCUUAUGAGUUUAUUAAAAACUCACCCUAUCAGGACCACCCUGUGUUAUGGGGUGCUUUGCUUGGGGCUUGUAAGAUUCAUGGAAAUAUGGACAUGCUUAAACUCGCUGCUAUGAAUUUCUUUGAGCUGGAACCGGAGAACGCCGGGAAGUACGUUGUCCUUUCUAAUGCCUAUGCCUCAUUUGGUUUGUGGAACAAUGUUGCAGAAGUCAGGAGAGUUAUGAAAGAGUCGGGUGUUAAAAAGGAGACUGGUCAUAGCAUGAUUGAGGUUCAAAGACAAGCACACUUCUUCUCUAUGGGACAUAAUACUCAUGCACAAACAGAUUUGAUAUUUGAAGUGAUUAGGGACUUGACUUACAUUUUGAAGGACACGGGAGAUAUACCAGAACUCAGAAGCUAAGGAGAAAGAAAGUUGUAGUUCACGUAUUAUCUCCUCCAGAACCCCCACCCUGCCACCCCUUUCUGAGUGGCCUGGAUUAUGUUCUGGUAAUGCAUGAAAUGCUUUUGCCAGUAAGUUUUCUGGAUCAUUUUGCUCAAUGUCAUUUAUAUGGAAAUCAAAUUGCUGACCAUAGUUAUCUUGCAUUUCUGUUAAUAUUGUUAUUAUUUUUGCUGUUAUUAUUGUUGUUGUUAUUGUUAUUAAUAUACUAUUACUCCGCAUUUUAAAGCUUGCCAGACUUUCCUUUUUGGGAUGUACUUGAAAGUUUGCUACACUCUCCCCUUUUGGUAAGUUUUCCUUUAAAAUACUCAAUUACUUAAAUUUUUUCUACCUUUUUAUCUUCUCUUUUAAACUUUUACACUCUUUUUCUACACUAUUCAUUACCCCUUCUACUUUUCUUCUUAAAUAAUGUGCCAAAACCUAUUGUAGCAAUCAUUAAAACAAGGAGGGAGUAUUAUUAUUAUUAUUAUGACUAUUAUGAUUAUUAUUAUUUUCAUUAUAUAAUAAUUAUUACUCCGUAUUAUUAUAUUAUUAUUAGUAUUAUUAUUACUAUGAUCAUCAUCUUUAUUACCAUCACCACUACUACAAUACUACUUAUUCCUCAUUUCUUUGAUCCGCAGGGGGUCUUGAGUAUUAGAUGUUGAGUGGUGGGGCUUUGGGAGGAAAAGAGGAAAAUAAAUGCAAAGUUCAUAUGUGAAAAGGGAGUAUCCUUUUGAGGAAGACAAGUGAUCACUUUAUGAUGAUGCGGUGCAGUGGGAGAUUAAUUUUCAUUGUGGUUACUGCACAAACGAAUGAAUGCUUGACCAUUGGUUGAUUUAGGGCUCGUUUGGUAACUCUCCCUUCAAGAAGCAACUCGAUUGUUUGGAGCAUUGGCCUAGGAAUCGAGAGGAUGUUGCCGCGAGAAUAAAUAGUUGUGACUUGACAAGAAGCAACACCGGUAGAGAUAGAGAUGUCGUCUGUUCAGCGUGACUCAGAUCUCAGAUCACACCCUGCUGUCCAAGGUCAUUUUUGGGCUUCAUAACGCAACCUCUUUGAAAUAAAGGGGUUUGAGGAUAGAAAUAACCAGCUCAAAACCACUAUGAGAGCCACUUUAAGCAAGAUCAGAUCCUAGAGUUGGAGGUUUAAAAAGAGACUCGGCACCAUGGAGUUGUAUUCUGAUAGAGAUCUACCUAUUAGACUAAUAAAUAGAAGAGUUAGUUGUAGUUAUAUUUCGGUUAUUAAAUAAUAACUAGAGUAGGCUGUAUGGGAAGUCUAUAAAUAGAAUUAGUCUGGGAAGGGGAGGCAGGCUGUUUUGACUAUUGUAGUCUGGACUGGGAAAGUUAGAGAUUAAUCGUCUCUUUCUUUUGGGGGCUUCGGCCAGAACUCUUCUUCAUCAAUAAAGUUUACAGUUCUUGUU